This is a messenger RNA of Kalmanozyma brasiliensis GHG001, 699 nucleotides long. RefSeq lists its product as uncharacterized. The transcript has a single exon. Bases 1 to 699 code for a protein of 232 amino acids. NCBI's taxonomy places the organism in Eukaryota, Fungi, Basidiomycota, Ustilaginomycetes, Ustilaginales. The record is from RefSeq and is a predicted model, not a curated record.
AUGCCGCCACCUCAGCACACGCCUUCGAUCACGCGGCUGGAUCUGCUUGACUCGCUGUCCGACUACGACCCUUAUCGCUACGGUGAAAGCUUCUCCCGACUGAUCCAGGAGGCGGGGCUGAGCGAAAUGGAAUACUGGUAUGUGCGCCAGCUGGUGGUUCUGUCUGUAAACCACGAGGCGAGCCGCGACACUAUCCUGUCCUUCCUAUCAAACGGAGGCGGCACGACAUAUCCGGAAGCGGUUCGGGUCAAGGUGCGGGACUUCAUCCUGAAUCGCACCGUCCAGCAUGCGCUCGAGUGUACGGACGGCUCGAGGAUCGCCAUCCCGCACGUUCUAGUUAGCCAAGCGAGCUUCGACAUCAUGCACUCCGUAAGCCUUCACCCGGGCAACGCGCGGACCGUGGAAGGUAUCCUCUCCCGACCCACGGCCGUGCAGAUUAAGCUCGAUGACGCCCUUCACGCUCGUGCUAAGCACCACCAUCGUCAGUUCUGGCUCACCGUCAACGCGGGUAGACCCUCCAAGGCUGGGAAAGACAAGUGGGAGAGGCUGUACACCGCCCAAGUCGCCGAGCGCCAACCGCUCAUUUACGUCACGCGCGGCCAACAGGGCGCACAGGAAUACCUUCCGCACAAGCAGACCUACACUCAGCAGGACCUCGAAAUGUACAUCCGCCUCGUGACUACGUCUGAAGGCGUGUAA